AGUCCGGUGAGGGAUUUUCUGGCGCUGCAGAUCAGAUAUGUUCUCCAUGACAGAUCCCACUUUAAAGGUUCAAUGUAUUUACUUCCUUAUGUUGAUCGGAUUUAGCCUACUGCUUUUCCAAGAACAUUUCGUGUUUCACUCGUGUAAACGCGAUCUGAGCUGAAGUUUCCCUGCGGUUUAGCUCGUUUAGAAACUGAUCGAACGCUUUGAGACUCAACGGAACGGUUUAACAGCUACAAUGGACACCUUUUACUGAUCUUGUACAGAAAUAUGAAGACGUUUGUUUUAUUUUUUGUUACGUUACUCGUGGAUGGUGUGUUUGGUUAUACGGAUGAAGUGAAGUCCGUGUCAGUGAUGGAGGGAGAUUCUGUCACUUUAUAUACUGAUCUUACUGAAAUACAGAAAGCUGAUCUGAUACUGUGGACGUUUGGAUCUGAAAGCACACGUAUAGCUCAGAUCAACAGAUUGGUUAAUAAGAUCUCUAUAUAUGAUGAUGUUCUUGAUGGGAGAUUCAGAGACAGAUUGAAGCUGGAUAUUCAGACUGGAUCUCUGACCAUCACAAACACCACAACUGAACAUGCUGGACCCUAUGGAUUUUUGCAGAUCAUUGAUGGAAAAGAGGUCACACCCAAAAAAUUCAGUAUUAUUGUUUCUGCUCAUCUGCCUGUUCCUGUCAUCAGCAGAAACUCUUCUCAGUGUUCUUCACCAUCAGGAUCAUCAGCAUCCAGAUGUGUGCUGGUGUGUUCAGUGGUGAAUGUGAGUCAUGUGACUCUCUCCUGGUAUAAAGGAAACAGUUUAUUGUCCAGCAUCAGUGUGUCUGAUCUCAGCAUCAGUCUCUCUCUACCUCUGGAGGUGGAAUAUCAGGAUAAAAACAGCUACAGCUGUGUCCUCAACAAUCCCAUCAGCAACCAGACCACACAUCUGGACAUCACUCAACUCUGUCACACAUGUUCAGCACCAGGUUUGUCCGCAAGUCAUAUAGCGCUGGCUUGCUUUAGUGUUCUGGCUGUGGCUGCAGUUUUGUGUGGUAUUUUCUAUUACUAUCACCACAGGAGGUCGAAAAAAGCAGGCCAACCUGAUGGAGAAGAAAAUAUUAGGCUAACUAAUGAUGUAGUUAUUGGAAACGCUGGGGACGCUAAUCGGCCGAACAUUGCAGAUGGAGAAACGCCUGAUCAGGGGAGACAUUCACAAAACAAUACUUUUGUGGAGAAAGAUGAAGUUAAGUCAGUGUCAGCAAUGGUGGGAGAAACUGUCACGCUACACACUGAUGUCACCGAAAUACAGGAAAAUGAGCUGAUAUGCUGGAAGUUUGCCGAUUCCAAAGUAUACGAACUCGCUGAAUUUUUUGUCAUCGCUAAAUGGGAUAAAACAAACAAUGAGGAAUACCUACAUGAUGACAAAAAAUUCAAAGACAGCUUGCAUCUGGACCACAAUACUGGAUCUCUGAUCAUCACAAACGUCACACCUAAACACUAUGGACAUUACAAACUGCACAUCACCAGUGAGGGACGGAAGAUCUCAAAGACGUUCAAUCUUGUUGCUCAUGUCCCAAAGAAAAGACAGAGUACAAUCCUGAGGAGAGAAACUUGCCCUUGAUAACAAAAUGGCAGUAUAUAUAAUCCACAUGUCAGUUCAAUUGCCAAAACAAUGGAACAUAGUUCUACUUUUUUAUACAGCCAUCUAAAAUCCCAAAUAUACUUUGUGUGUGCGCAGUUUAAGCUGACAUAAAACAGUAGUUUGUCACACUACACCUAUCUGACAGGAGACAGUAGCUAAUUACUGUAAACAUAAGAGUAAACAGCUAAACCAUUGUCACACUGUAUGCAAAUCAUUUUUUUAUUAUAUUUUAUUCUUUCCCCUUAUAUUUUUUCAUGCAUUCACAAGGUGUCCUGGAAGAACAACAAAACUAUUUUGUUUUUUCACUAUUUAAUUGUAGUGUCUUUGCAAUUUGUAUAGGCCUAUUGUAAAAAAAAAAAAAA
Messenger RNA from Sinocyclocheilus grahami, 1979 nucleotides. RefSeq lists its product as uncharacterized. The transcript is spliced from 9 exons. The record is from RefSeq and is a predicted model, not a curated record. NCBI's taxonomy places the organism in Eukaryota, Metazoa, Chordata, Actinopteri, Cypriniformes, Cyprinidae. Bases 271 to 1596 code for a protein of 441 amino acids.